AUGAGACAACUUCUAAGAUAAACGAAGACCAUGGCUAAAUAAAAUGAAGCUUGUUUUUUGUUUUUUACAUAUAUAAUUAAUAUAAUCCGAAAGAAAAAGACGAAGAAGCCAGAGAAGAAAAAUGAGAGGCUGUGGUGUGUGGUGUGUGGUGUGGGUUUAAUUAUAUUCACAAAUUAAUAUUUGAAUAAUAAUUCGGACUUUAUCCGUAUUUAUAUUUUGUGGUUUUGCCCUUUCUAUUAGAUUUCCCAUUUUGUCCUCUUCUGUAAUAAUACAGUUAUUAUUUCAAAAUUGCCUUCCCUGACUGACAUGGUUGUUCUUUCUCAUAAACCUUUCCACUCUUUUCAUUUCAUCUCUAACAGUUUCCCGCCAGAUUUUGAAUUUGUUAUUAAUGGAGAGAUUUUAUAGUUAUUCUGAUCAGCGUGACGACGAUAGCAAUAGCAAUCCGAGUACUUCGCAAGUUGAUUUCAACGACGUGUUUGGGGGACCACCGCGGCGGUCAUCGGGGUUCAGUGGAGAAGAAGGUGAACCGGGUUGGUGUAGGUGGCCGGUGGAGAGUGAGAGAGAGAAACCGGUGUUCGGUGAUGAUAGUGGAGUUAGAAGACGUUACACAAACAACAAAAAAGCUAAAGAUUUUUUUGAUGAUAUAUUUGGAGGAGAAGAAUCUCAGUCUCAGAGUCCGAGCGGGUGUUCAACGCCAAAGAAACGCGACGGUGAUGGUUUCAGCCCCGCUCUUCAACCACUUGCGUCUUCUCUGCCUCCAUCCUUCAGCCUUCCUGCCACAUCGACUAGAGCGGCGGACCUUCGAAUAUUUGGUUCACCUCCUAGUAGUAGAAAUCCGCUCGACGACAAUGAUAUCGGUCCUUCAAAUGGAUUAGCUUUCUCAGAUUCUCAUCUAUCUCGAUUUUCGGCUCAACAUAAGGAGCUGCGAGAGGAUUUGAAACCGUCUAACAGGCAGAGUCUGCUAUCGAAGGAGUUUUCAAACUUGGGCGUAUCUGAUGAAGUAAACAAAGGAAACAAUUUGAAACAGGACACAUCGGUUAAUGAUGUUUCUCCUGAUAAUAAUGAUAAUACCAGCAAUGAUAAGUUUCAUUUUUCAAUAUAUAAAUGGGCGAGUAAAGGGGUGACUUUGGCGACGCCUCUUAGGACGGAGAGAAACUCAAGGACAAAAAAUAAGUUUAAACUCGAGAAAUGCUCGAGGGCUGAGGACUGGAUCGUCACUGAGAUUACCACUCAAAAUGAUAGUCCCGCAAUAUACAAUGAAUCUUCUUUGGCUAGAAAUGAAAAACCAGAUGUGUCGAAAGCUACAUCCGCUUCCAUUCAAAACAAGGUAGAUUCAGACCAGACUGGAAAACAUAUAGUUUCGGCAAAAGCUUCAAUUGAUUCAGUGAGCAGCCGUCAAACACUGUUCAAAGAUGUUCUUGUCAGUUCUAUCACAAAAGAGUCCAAAGCAGAAUCAAAUUCUCGCUCUACAGGUGAGAUAGUUUUCUAUGGAAAAACCGAAGCAGCAAAUGAAACUCAGAAACAUGAGUCCAAAUCAUUACAUUCUCUGUUCGGUAAAAGUAAUAAGAAACAAGUUUAUAUGUCAGAUGGUGAUGAGAUAACUAGAAAGGCAAGAGAUGAAAAGACGGCGAAAAGCUCAAAGAAGUUGUCUUCUAAUCUUGAUAUUCCUAUCAAUCCAAAAAAGCAAGUUUUGUCAGAUUAUGACGAGAUAACUAGAAAUGAAAGAGAAGGAAACACGGCGAAAAGCUCAAAGAACCUGUCUUCUAAUUUUGAUAUUCCUAUGAAUCCAAAGAAGCAAGAUGAAAAGCGAAAGACGUUUCCCAUUAGAGGUGUAGAAUAUACCAAAGCUACUUCUCAGGCUUUGUUAAGCCCGGGCAGAAGUAUGGGGAAAGGCCGAGUUAAAGGAAAGGUCAAAGACUUCGUUCAAAUAUUCAACCAAGAAGCCGAAACAAAACCCAAAGCCGGCUCAAAAUCUCGACUUCAGGGUUAUGCAUACAAGCAGAAAGGAGCUGUAAGGGCAAAUAAUGAUGUGGACGGUGAAGCUGAACAGUCCCGGACGGAGAUCUCUAACAUAGAGAUCACGGAUGUGCCUGCCAAUAGUUUUUCACAGCAGGAUGAUAUCUCAGCAUCAGCAGAAAUUCAUGACAUUUCAUUUGCGGAAGAUAUAGGAGAUAAAGACGAGUCCUUCCAUGAGAAUUUCACGAUACAUGUAUUAUCCCAAAAUGAGGAUGAGGUCUCACAGAACCAAGAAAUUCAAGAAAUCCAAGUUAUUGACAAGAAGAUACAACAAUGGUCUAAAGGGAAGGAAGGAAACAUACGCUCGCUGCUGUCAACAUUACAAUACGUUCUUUGGCCAAACUGUGGCUGGAAGCCUGUGCCUCUCGUCGAUAUAAUUGAAGGGAAUGCGGUGAAAAGGUCUUAUCAGAGAGCUUUACUCAGUCUGCAUCCGGAUAAGUUGCAGCAAAAGGGUGCGACUUCAGACCAAAAAUACAUCGCAGAAAAAGUUUUUGAUAUUUUACAGGAGGCAUGGACUCAAUUCAACAUGGUUGGUCAACUCUAAUAUGCCUGUCAAUACUCAAUACCAACAUGAGAAACUAUCUUCUACAGUCUGUCUACAAGGGUAUAUGUGUUGUACUUAUUGGAACUGUAAGUGUUCUUCAUAUUUCUGUAAUUGAAUUGUAAAAAAAUAUAAAUGAAUUACUCCUCUGGUAUGUAUACAAAUUAUAAAAUAUUAGUCAUUUUUUUUCUUACA
This is a messenger RNA of Lathyrus oleraceus (garden pea), 2752 nucleotides long. RefSeq names its product J domain-containing protein required for chloroplast accumulation response 1. Bases 389 to 2560 code for a protein of 723 amino acids. Gene Ontology annotation, molecular function: clathrin binding. NCBI's taxonomy places the organism in Eukaryota, Viridiplantae, Streptophyta, Magnoliopsida, Fabales, Fabaceae. Gene Ontology annotation, biological process: clathrin coat disassembly; clathrin-dependent endocytosis. The transcript is spliced from 10 exons. Gene Ontology annotation, cellular component: intracellular membrane-bounded organelle; vesicle; cytoplasm. The record is from RefSeq and is a predicted model, not a curated record.